Molecule: messenger RNA, 1065 nt
Organism: Racocetra fulgida
Lineage: Eukaryota; Fungi; Glomeromycota; Glomeromycetes; Diversisporales; Gigasporaceae
Source: the annotation of a GenBank genome assembly
AUGGCUAAUGUUUCUAAAAAAUCUAAAAGAAAAUGCAUGUUUAUGGAUAUUCCUUGUGAAGUAUUUAUUAACAUUUGCAAAUUUGUGCCUCCUAUUGACCUUGUGACGCUUACUACUGUGUGCAAGAAAUUUCGCUGGUGGUUACUCGCACCCUCCAAUUUUGGAACAGAACAGAUCUGGAGUACAUCUAGAAAACUUUUCUUACCAAAUUUAAAAUCACCACCACGGGGAAUUUCAGAACAAUGUUAUAUUUCUCUUUAUUUGAUUGAGUUAGGCUGUCAGUUCUGCGAAGCUGGAAAAAUUGAACCACACGGAAAACUGCCCACAGAAACUCCGGCGAAAAUUUACUGGGUUUUUAGAGUCCGCUGUUGUAAACAACAAGCUGAUCGACCGCGUGUCUAUUGGAAAUCAGCCGUUGAAGCUGCGAAUCGAGAGUUUGUCAAUCUCAAUGAAGAAGAAGUCUCUAAUUGGAUCGUGAAAAAAAAAAAAGAAUUAGAACAUCACAAUAAGAUUGCAGAAUCAUGUAAAAUACCACCUACAUAUUCGAACAAUAAGGCUCGACUAACAUCUGUGAUUUGUCAUUUAUCAUCGAUAGUACCGAAUGAUGCCAGACGUAGUGAUCCAGAAGUGAAAGUAGAACUUCGCCGAUGUCCCACAUUUAAGAAGUAUGUUCACCCUUCCACAACGCAACUUUUUACGGAACAUCACUGGGCCAAUUUCCAAAAUAUUAUAUACAAUGAAUACAAUGAUAGGCGUAAUUAUGCUGCCUUAAGAGCGCAGCAGUAUGACAUUUUCUUAAAAGGUUAUUCAUUUAUGGAAACAUAUAUCGAAACCAAAUUCAUUCCACGACUUGCAUUGGAAGCAAAUGAUAUUGCAAGUAAACCUGAACGGCCAUGCCCAAUAACAACUGUGGCUGGAGUCCAAAAAUUAGGGCUGUCCAACAGAUGUAUUUUUCGAUGUAAAUUAUGUGUUGGGGCAAAUUGGAAUGUAUUACUAAAUUAUAAAGAAGUCCAAUAUGAUUAUUGUCGAUUAUUUGGAAACGGGGAAAAACCAUUUGAAACGUAA